Messenger RNA from Mycotypha africana, 993 nucleotides. RefSeq lists its product as uncharacterized. The record is from RefSeq and is a predicted model, not a curated record. Gene Ontology annotation, molecular function: glycerophospholipase activity. Bases 1 to 993 code for a protein of 330 amino acids. The transcript has 9 exons. Gene Ontology annotation, biological process: phospholipid metabolic process. NCBI's taxonomy places the organism in Eukaryota, Fungi, Mucoromycota, Mucoromycetes, Mucorales, Mycotyphaceae.
AUGAAGACAGCUAAAUCUAUCAAUGGAUGUCCCACACUGUCACGAAGACCUCAAUCAGUUAUAACAGACAUAGCAAGUCUUCGAGUCAAUGAGUUUGAUAUGAUUGCUGGUUUGGGCGAUAGUUUGAUGACAGGCUUUGCUUCAGAAAACGUUAAUGCCCUCGAACGCUGGACAAUGGCCAUUAUGCAAGAGCAUCGCGGACAAAGCCCAAUCAUGGGAGGCGAUGAUAACGCUAACACAUUGGCCAAUUUCCUCAAACACUACAACUCUGGGAUAGUAGGUGCAUCGGUUGGUUCUCAUUUGGCUUCGUUUUGUAUUAAUGGCGUAUGCCCAAUACUAUCAAAUUUCUGGGUUCCGUUCAAGGACAACUUAAACGCUGCUCAGACUGGUGCUAUAGCAAAGAAUCUAGAUUACGAAUUAGAUUAUCUUAUACCUCGUAUGAAAACGAUGAUGAAGAAUAAUUUUGAAAAAUCAUGGAAGCUCGUCAAUAUUCAAAUUGGGAGUAAUGAUCAAUGCAGUUCUUGUACGGAAGGACUCAAAAAUGUGGUCUCUCCAGAAGCUUAUAGUGGAUACGUUAUCAAGGCAAUUGAACGUAUCCGAAAUGAAGUUCCUCGAGUGCUGAUUAAUCUGAUCGGCACCUUUGAAGUCUCAAGAAUAAUGGAUAUUCGAGCUCAACAGACUGACUACUGUAAGCCUAAUUUGUUUACAACAAUCGCCGUUGAGUGCUCAUGUCUCGAGCAAGCUGAAGAAGGUUUGAAAAAAAUGGAUGAACAUUGCAAAGGUUACAAUGAACAGUUGAAGAGAAUUGCUGAAAUGUAUGUGCCUUUGCGUAAUAAAACAUUUGCUUUAACUUUCAAUCCGGCUGCUAUCAAUAUAAGCUCGCUUCCCGUUGAUGCUAUCAGUAAUAUCGAUUGCUUCCAUCCUAACGUAAAAGCAGGAAGCUGGGCAUCAAAGGUUUUUUGCCCAUCUGAAAAUGAACACUUUUUUUUAUGA